AUGAAGUUCACCGCCGCUCUCGCCAGCCUUUCACUGCUCUUCGUUCCCAUCGCCCUCGCACAGACGAGCGUGUCUGUCUCAUAUGAUAACACCUACGACAACUCCGCAGAGUCUCUUAACGACCUAGCGUGCUCCAAUGGCCCGAACGGCUUGGAGCACCUCGGUUACAAUUACCUUGGCGAGCUCCCCGAUUUCCCCUACGUCGGAGGGUCCUUUGCCGUGACGGGCUGGGACUCGACUGGGUGUGGGACGUGCUGGGAGAUAACGUACGACGGAACGACCAUCACGGUCCUUGCGGUCGAUACCGCGUCCGAAGGGUUCAACCUCUCGGAGGAGGCGAUGAAUGCGCUGACGAACGGGCAGGCGGAGUUCCUCGGGAGGGUAACUGCCACCGCAGUGCAGGUCGAUGCGUCCCAGUGUGGGCUCUGA
This is a messenger RNA of Sparassis crispa, 429 nucleotides long. RefSeq names its product Protein SnodProt1. The transcript has a single exon. Lineage: Eukaryota; Fungi; Basidiomycota; Agaricomycetes; Polyporales; Sparassidaceae. The record is from RefSeq and is a predicted model, not a curated record. Bases 1 to 429 code for a protein of 142 amino acids.